UGGGUAUGGAAGAAGAUGAAGGCAUAUAAAUAAAUUGUCAUGACCAUUAUAUAUUUGAGAGAGAGGAAGACUAAAGGAAAAUGGAAGUGUGGGUUAAGGAAAGAGGGAGAGUACAAAUACAACUCUCCCAUUUGCCCAUCCUCAUACGAAGAAUAGUCAUUUUCCUUAUACUAAAAGAUAGGCUAAUAUAAUAAUGAAGUCUGUGUCACAUAGAAAGUCUCCAAAAGCAGCCAGAAAUAGCUAUGUCACCAGUCUCUCUCCGCCUUCCCCAGAUGUCCAAAAUUUCUGUUCCACAUAAAAUCCGCAGCCCUCUGCAGAAGAUUCUUCACUGAUUUACUCUCUGAAAACCCUCUUCAAUGGAAUAGGAAUCAGCAUCAUCGUCUUCUUCUCCUUCCCCAAUCCAAUCAGAAGCCAUGGCUGCUGCAGAAGUAAAACCGGAGUCCAUGGCUAUUUCUUCCCCAACCCCAGGCACGGCUCAAGAACUCCCCACCUCCACAGCCACACCCACCACCAAGGCCUCAAAGAAACUGAGCCUUAUCCCACUGAUCUUCCUCAUCUACUUUGAGGUUGCUGGUGGCCCCUUUGGAGAAGAGCCUGCAGUGCAGGCAGCGGGGCCUUUGCUGGCAAUUUUGGGCUUCCUGAUCUUCCCUUUCAUAUGGAGCAUCCCAGAGGCUCUCAUCACUGCUGAGCUCUCCACUGCCUUUCCUGGUAACGGGGGUUUUGUGAUAUGGGCAGAUCAAGCAUUUGGCCCCUUUUGGGGGUCUCUCAUGGGGACAUUGAAAUUCUUCAGUGGGGUCGUCAAUGUGGCUGCUUUCCCUGUCUUGUGUAUGGACUACCUGGAGCAGCUUUUUACAGUUUUCUCCUCUGGUCUGCCCAGAAGGCUUGCUCUAUUGGGUUUCACUCUGACAUUUUCUUUUCUGAAUUAUAUGGGUUUGGUCAUUGUGGGGUAUACUGCAGUUGUUCUGGGUGUGAUUUCUCUCUUUCCUUUUAUACUCAUGUCCUUUAUUGCAAUCCCCAAGAUUCAUCCCCACAGAUGGGUGAGUUUAGGGCAGAAGGGUGUGAAGAAAGAUUGGAAUCUCUACUUCAAUACCCUCUUCUGGAACUUGAACUUUUGGGACAGUGUGAGCACACUAGCAGGGGAAGUAGAAAAACCCCAGAAAACCUUUCCUCUGGCGCUGUUUUGUGCUGUGAUUUUCACUUGUGUUGCUUACUUGAUUCCUCUUUUUGCCAUCACUGGCGCUGUGUCCGUGGACCAGAGUGAGUGGGAGUCGGGAUUCUUUGCCAAUGCUGCUGCCAUAGUCUCUGGAAAAUGGCUGAAAGUCUGGAUUGAAAUAGGUGCAGUUCUGUCCUCAAUUGGCCUUUUUGAAGCUCAGCUGAGCAGCUGUGUGUACCAGCUUGUGGGCAUGGCAGAUUUAGGAUUAUUGCCCCGAUUCUUUGCUAUCCGAUCAAAAUGGUUCGACACUCCAUGGGUGGGCAUACUGCUGUCCACUGCGAUCACCAUUGGAGUUUCCUAUAUGGACUUCUCUAACAUAGUAUCUUCUGCAAACUUCUUAUACAGCUUGGGGAUGUUGCUGGAGUUUGCCUCCUACCUCUGGCUGAGGAGGAAGCUGCCCACCCUGAAGAGGCCAUACCGGGUUCCAAUGAGGCUGCCUGGAUUGAUCAUAAUGUGCCUGAUUCCAUCUGGGUUUCUGAUUGUCAUAAUGGCCAUUGCCACCAAGAUUGUGUACUUGAUCAGUGGUCUGGUGACAGUGUUUGGAAUUGGAUGGUACUAUCUGAUGAAGUUCUGCAAGAAAAAGAAAUGGUUCAAGUUCAGCCAUGAAGUUCAACAAUAUGAACAAGAAUGACAGCCAAUGCUAUCUUAUAUUGGAAUCAAAGGCUGAUACCAGCAGAAUUGAAUUGAAUACAGAGAGCAUUCGGGUGGAUUUACCUACUAAGCGUAGGUUCAAUUUGAUGCCUAUGGCCAUUUUCUUUUGUGUUCAUUUAGAGUUCUUUUGUAGUAAUUCUAUAAAUGGCUUUUAAUAUUUUUAAUAGUUUAAAAUUUUCAUCAUUCAAAUGUUAAAAAUAUUAUAAACAUUUUCUAGAAUCACUCCUAAAAGCACUCUUAAGUA
Vitis riparia (riverbank grape) is the source of this 2108-nucleotide messenger RNA. RefSeq names its product probable polyamine transporter At3g13620. The record is from RefSeq and is a predicted model, not a curated record. Bases 414 to 1844 code for a protein of 476 amino acids. NCBI's taxonomy places the organism in Eukaryota, Viridiplantae, Streptophyta, Magnoliopsida, Vitales, Vitaceae. Gene Ontology annotation, cellular component: membrane. The transcript has a single exon. Gene Ontology annotation, biological process: transmembrane transport. Gene Ontology annotation, molecular function: transmembrane transporter activity.